Molecule: messenger RNA, 896 nt
Organism: Rhodamnia argentea
Lineage: Eukaryota; Viridiplantae; Streptophyta; Magnoliopsida; Myrtales; Myrtaceae
Product: 60S ribosomal protein L19-1-like
Exons: 5
Coding region: 66-692 (208 amino acids)
Biological process (GO): translation
Cellular component (GO): ribosome; cytosolic large ribosomal subunit
Molecular function (GO): structural constituent of ribosome; RNA binding
Source: RefSeq, a predicted model, not a curated record
AUUUCCUCUUCUGCUUUUCCCAAGCAUCGACCAGCGAGAGAGAGAGAGAGAGAGGUGAGAGGGAGAUGGUCUCGCUGAAGCUUCAGAAGCGGCUCGCCGCCAGCGUUCUCAAGUGCGGCAGAGGCAAGGUCUGGCUUGAUCCCAAUGAAGUCAACGAAAUCUCUAUGGCCAACUCCCGCCAGAACAUCAGGAAGCUGGUUAAAGAUGGUUUCAUUAUCAGGAAGCCCACAAAGAUCCACUCUCGGUCUAGGGCCCGGCGCAUGAAGGAGGCCAAGAGAAAGGGCCGUCACUCAGGAUAUGGUAAGCGCAAAGGUACGAGGGAGGCAAGGCUGCCCACAAAGAUAUUGUGGAUGAGGAGGAUGCGCGUCCUUAGGCGUUUGCUCCGCAAAUAUAGGGAAUCAAAGAAGAUUGACAAGCACAUGUACCAUGACAUGUACAUGAGGGUGAAGGGUAAUGUAUUCAAGAACAAGCGUGUGCUGAUGGAGAGCAUUCACAAGUCUAAAGCAGAGAAGGCCAGAGAAAAGACAUUGUCUGACCAAUUCGAGGCCAAGAGGGCAAAGAACAAGGCAAGCAGGGAAAGGAAAUUUGCUAGGAGGGAGGCGCGUUUGGCCCAGGGACCUGGUGAAAAUCCAGCAGCAGCACCACCAGCUACAGCACCUGCAGCCGAGGUACAAAAGAAGGCAAAGAAGUGAAACCGUUAUGAAGAACACUGAAGAGUACACAAAUUUUGGUGUUCCUUGUGUCUUUAGUAACUAUGUUAGAUUAAUUUUGCCUACUUGUUUCUGUUUGUUCUGGAACUUACUGUUUCAUGUGGUAGAAAGACGGAGUCUGAUGAUUUUCAAAGUUCUAUUUAGAUCCUUGUCUUUCCAAUUAUUACCGUGGAUUUCAUUCUUUUA